Messenger RNA from Aethina tumida (small hive beetle), 2914 nucleotides. It is a transcript of the gene Dp, whose product is annotated as transcription factor Dp-1. The transcript has 8 exons. Gene Ontology annotation, molecular function: RNA polymerase II transcription regulatory region sequence-specific DNA binding; DNA-binding transcription factor activity, RNA polymerase II-specific. Gene Ontology annotation, cellular component: transcription regulator complex; nucleus. The coding region runs from base 328 to 1728 and encodes 466 amino acids. Gene Ontology annotation, biological process: regulation of cell cycle; regulation of transcription by RNA polymerase II. The record is from RefSeq and is a predicted model, not a curated record. Lineage: Eukaryota; Metazoa; Arthropoda; Insecta; Coleoptera; Nitidulidae.
UGAACUACGGCGAGCGUGUCUCGACCAAUGGCAUACGAGACUUUGUGCUGCCGCCAACUGGAUCGGCGAUGCGACAGCCCUGCUACAAAACGUUUUUUCACCCCGUCUAAAUAAAAUCGGGGCGCCCCGAGUCAUACCGGUGCAAAGUGCAAUCUAUGUGUUACAUUUCGUGCGUGUCGAUAACGGUGUCGGUGUUGGCAUGAAACAGUGACGGCUCUCGGAAGUGCGAGCAGCCGAUCGGUCGCCAUUUUGCGUCGGACGGACGUCUAGAUUUGCCCAGUUUUCAGAGUGCGGACGAGGUAGCACUACUUCGAGAGGGUGGUCGAGAUGACCCACCAGAACAACACCACCAACUGGGUCAUCCAGGGCACCAACGGACAGCCACAGAUGAUCAAGCUGGUGCAGUCCGGCAAGCCGAUAAGCAGCAUUGUCACCUCGUCGGUGGCGGGCCAGCCGAUCAAGAUAUUUAAAUCGCCAACGUCCAGCACCGCCGACUCCAGCCAGAACUUCGCAGCUGGAGCGCAGGUAAUUAGGACGAUAUCCUCACCUAAAAUUGUGACAAAAACCGUACCAAUACAUGUGAACAGUGGUGCAAUGCCCAAAGUCACGAAAACCAUCAGACUCACACCUUCACAAAUGCAAAAUUUCAAGUUCAUAAACGCCUCGGCCUCCCCCAAAAUCCAAAUACAGGCGGGCACGACCGCCUACCAAACGGCCCCGUCCCCUUCGCCACAGAGCGGCGCCAAGGCGCCACCCAUCCUCUCGCGCAAGAACCAACGGGCCGUCGACUCGCUCGAGAUGGAGUACACGCCGGAGUCGAAGCGAUGCAGGAAGUCGGAGAAGGUGAGCAAGGGGCUGCGUCACUUCUCGAUGAAGGUGUGCGAGAAGGUGAAACAGAAGGGUACCACCACGUACAACGAGGUGGCCGACGAGCUGGUGACGGAGUUCACGAACGCCACCAGCCAGUUCGCGGCCGAGUACGACCAGAAGAACAUCAGGCGUAGGGUGUACGACGCGCUCAACGUGCUGAUGGCCAUGAACAUUAUUUCGAAGGAGAAGAAGGAGAUCAGGUGGAUCGGGUUGCCCACCAACUCGCUUCAGGAGUGUCAGCAGCUGGAGAAGGAGGUACAGAAGAAGAUCAAGUCCAUCAAGGAGAAGGAGCGUCAGCUGAACAAGUUGAUACUCAACCAGGUCGCCUUCAAGAAUUUGGCACAGAGGAAUCGAGACGCGGAGAGGACGCACGGGACGCCCGCGCCUAAUUCGUACAUUCAAUUGCCUUUUAUUGUUGUUAACACGGACAAGAAGACUGUUAUUAAUUGUAGCAUUUCGAAUGAUAAGAUGGAGUACCUAUUUCAAUUUAGCGAUAAGUUCGAAAUCAAUGAUGAUUCGGACAUACUCAAGUCAAUUGGAAUGUUGUCAGGACUGAAUACAGGCGAGUGCACGCCGGAGGAUCUAGAACGAAUUAAAGGAUUAGUACCUGAAUCUCUGUGGCCAUACGUGGACAAAAUUGCGAGCGGCUCCAGCCACUCCGGAUUGGACGACGUGCUGACGACGGCGUCGGGCAGCUCCGGGGCGGUCCACUUCAGCGUCGACGAUCUGGUGGAGGCGACGUUGGAUGACAGUUCGCGACAGUCGUCGAGUUACGACCCGAUGUCGCCGAACGGCGCCGAUUAUUCGGAGGACGAGAUCGACUCGGACAUAUCGAGCGACACCGACCUGAACGGAUAGAACGGGGCGAUGGAGGCGGCGGUGGCGAAUCGUUUUUUUGAUUUUUCGAUGGCGUACCACUUUUUGCACGUCGUAUUUAUUGAUUUUUGUUGGGGGUUUGAUUUGUUAAGAGUUUUUUAAUGUUGUUGAUCUUUUGUUUAGUUUAUCAUAAAUGUUUAUUUCCAGUUCUCCUUGUUUCUGGGCCGAGUUCAAUUUAACAUUUUGCAGUUACAGAACGUUUUUUGUAUUUAAAUAUUCAUCGAAAAUGAGUAACAAUUAUUGUGCAGUGUGGGUAAAGUAUUGUUUCUUUGACAAAAUCACACGAAAAACGUCCAACAGAAGAGAAAAAAAACACGCCUUCCGUCACCCUGAUUAAAGUGGAAGUUGUACGACAAUAUAAAUUUAUUUUUCGUAUGAACGAGACGAAUAGAUAUAGUUUUUGAUAUCACUUAAGAUAGUUGCACUGAUGCUGAGACGCGAUGUUCUGUAAAUAUUGUUGUGGUGAGAGAGACGUUCAUUUUUUGAGCAAGAGUAAAAUUUUGCGCCAAGUGAUUUCAAGUGCUUAACAUAUUUAAACGAGUAAAAUUUUUGUAGAGGACCAAGAUAAUUGAUUUUUUAGCAUGGAGACAGAUUAUUUUAAAAUAGAAAGUCGGUCCCUGAAUUGGACUCUUCACAUGGUUUUGGGCACACCUGAGACUGUGUGAAGAUUGAUUGUUUAAUUUGUUUUGUAAAAAACCUGUACAUAAUUCAAUUUGAACCAUCUGCUUAAUAUUUGAUUAAUUUUUAAAACGAGUUGUAAUUUUUUGUAAAUAAGAUAAUUGAUUGAAAGAGUUUAUGUUAAGAUUUAGCCCUUAAAUAUAUUUGGCCUUUUAUAUUUGGUUUAUUGUUAAAAUUUGUGUUAAUUAAACAGCACAAUUGAAAUUCAAUGUCCAUAUAUGUACAUUCUAAUAAAACAAUACCUGGUUUAUGUUCAAACUGUAACAUAUUAUGGUUAAUUGAAAUACAGAUGUAGAUGCCAUUAUUAUUGAACUAGAAUAGUUUUUUAUCAUUGUACAAUAUUUCUUAUAAAAAAACAAACAAGCAGAAUUUACAAAAUUACACUUUUGACCUGUGAUUAAAAAAAAAUACAUUUUUGGUACCUACAAACAGUAUUUGGUAAUUACAAUAAUGUUGUGACAUGUUCCGUUAAUAAAAUGAUACCAACAAA